Sabethes cyaneus is the source of this 3030-nucleotide messenger RNA. RefSeq lists its product as uncharacterized. The record is from RefSeq and is a predicted model, not a curated record. The transcript has 6 exons. The coding region runs from base 1 to 3030 and encodes 1009 amino acids. Lineage: Eukaryota; Metazoa; Arthropoda; Insecta; Diptera; Culicidae.
AUGAAUAUAAUGAAAAAAUGUGGUUUCUGUCAGCAACCGGCGAAUUUGAUGUGCAGCCGUUGCCUGGAAGUAUAUUGUUCGGUUGAAUGUCAGAUCCGAGACUGGUCUGAUCAUAAAAAAAAUUGUAUCAGCGUUCCGAAACUCUAUCCGAAUGAUAGUUAUCUGGAAAUCCUUGCUGGUGGCGUAGGGCUACCGUUAAGAGGUUCUUCAAUUAUUGAACAAGCUUCUUCGCGUAUGUUGGCAGCUGGUAGUGGACGCUCUUUGAAGCCAAUGCGCAAGCCUAACAUUCCGAUCGGUACUGUGGAAAUCUCAGUGAACCGGGAAGCGAUCUCGAAAUUCGUUAAUACAGAGGAUGAGCCUUGUGAAGCCGCGAAGAAUAUAGCUAUUACAGCUCCCACAGCGGAUUGUAAUAAACGAUACUCUGCGAUCAAAAUUGAGGAAAUUCCACGCGCUGGAACAAUACACCAGGCGAAGUCAGCUAGUCCGGUCAUUGAGAAGCCGCAAACGCUGGCAAAAUUGAAACUGGAAAUUAUAAAACAUCAUCAAAUGAUGGCCAAGGAUGUUGAGAAAGCGCUACCAUCUACCGCGAAAUCAGAGCCUAACAAUCAGCCAAAGCCAUGGCUUCAGCCUUUUCCGUUAGAGAAAAAAGACGGUGAACCGUUUGAAGCUAUAGUUCAGUGCCUGGUUGGAAACAAGCCGAAUCGUAUCUGGGUUAUCAUGGCUUCGCAUGAAACCGAAUGCGAGAAGUUGCUGCGGGAAAUUCAAGGACAACUUAAUCGUAAAAACGAAGUUGUUCGCUUUGAGCAGGUUGAAGUAGAUGACAUUUUCGCAGCGCCGUACGAAGACGAUGUCUUCUACCGUGCAGUUAUACUAGAAAAGAUUGGUUCUCCGAAAGGCUUGGUGAAAGCCCGUUUAAUCGACUAUGGUGACGAAAUAACCCUGCCAGCGUCUGCCCUUCGUGUUCCACUGCUGCUGAUGAAAAAUCUUCGUGCGUUUGCCUUUCAAAUAGAAGUUCGAAACUGCACCCGGCCGCUGGAGCUUUUGGAGCGCAUUCGAAUCAAAAUUAUUCGCUCUGAAAAAGAUUGCAAGAUUGUUGAAAUGGAACCAGAUUCUUGUGCGCCUCACAUGCUCGAAAUAGUUGGCAUGGGGGAGGAUAGAUUUGGAAAUGGUGGUAUUAUUUCGGUGUUUUCAUCGCGAAAGGCAUUGGUUAUUUUGUCAACGGCUGCCGUCAAACCAAUCAUGAAAACGGUGUGUACGCAGUUGGUGGAAGCGGCACCAAAAUUCUCUCUGUUGGAAAAUCCAAAAAUCAAUGAUCUAGUUUGCAUCAAUACAUCCGAAGCGGGUUGGUCACGUGGGCUAAUUAUUGAUCAGCAUGGCAAAUCGAAUUUGGUCUAUACCAUUGACAACGGAGGUAUUGAAUAUGUUCAAACUAAUCGCGAGAUGCGUGUGCUCCCGGAUGAGUACAAAAUAAAGCCACGCUUGGUGGUUCAGAUGGAAAUAGUCAAGGUCCUAAUGAAUGAAUUGGAAUUCAAAAGAAUGUGCUAUUUGCCCCGCUUUGCUUUUAGCUAUACUCGCCAGGAGUACAAUGCACAGCAGCUCUCAAUGAAGGCUGUACUAAAGGACGUGGAAGGCAAAAUUACACUAGCGGAAGUUAUAUUUACCGAGUUCGUUUGUGAUUUGAAACAAGUUGGCAUUAAUUAUUGGCCACACAUUCCUCAGGAUAAAAGCGUGGUGCAAAUUACAGCCGUGCUGGAUAUAUGUACUGUAAUCAUUUGUCCGCAGGUUAAAAUCAAUGUUUACACCGAAUUGUUGCAAACAAUCCUGCCAGGGCUUAAGGCUCUUUGUUCGGCACCGACAGCGAACGAUGUUAUCGUAGGUGUCGAUGAAAUCAUGAUGCCGUACAGGGCUCGAGUAUUACGAACCAUAUCGACUUCGGAAGUGGAGCUGCUGGACCUCGACAAUGGUUGCAUCAAAAAGCUUCCUCUUGGGAAGCUCUACGCUGCCAAUAGUUUUAUACUUAACCUACCGGUGUACACUUCCAAAGUACAAAUCCGGGACAUAAACACGUCAGCCAUUGAGAAUGAAGCUGCGGUAUUGGAACAAAUGGAAGAUUUUAAAAUAAACAAACGAAAUUUUCGUUUACUAUUUGAAGGCGGAUCGUAUAUGCACGGCGUUAAGUUGAUUGACUUGAAUUCAAACCGUUCAGUAGCUACUCUCCUGAUGGAACAGCACGACAAAAAGCAACGUGAGGUCGCAGAGGCACGAGCGAAGCAACAACAGCGGGAAGCAGAAGAGACCCGACAAAAAUUGUUGACCGAAGAAAAGAAACGGCGAGAGCAGGAGCAGGCCGAGAAAGCAGCUAAGGAAGCUGCCGAAGAGGUUGCUCGACAGAAAGUGCUAGCUGAAGAAAAAAGACGCCGAGAACAAGAGCAAGCCGAGAAGUUGGCCAAAGAAGCUACUAAAAAGGUUGCGGAGCAGCAACAAAGCGAGUCUAAUACGAAAGCUGCAAUUCCUUCAGCUAGGUUUACUAUUCACGACUUAAAACUGGUUGGGCUUCCAGCUAAGAGCGAUGUGAAGCUCGCCAUACUAGAUGAUAGCGAUUUAAACAAAGGAGUGAUAACCGUCAUCGAGAUGAACGACACCAACGUUGAACGAUAUAAAACCAUAACGGAUGAUGUUCAAAAACACGUGGUUGUCAGCGGAGACGGCUACAUGCCAGAACUCGAAGAAAUAUGUGUUGCCUUGUUUGAUGCGGACAAACUUUGGUAUCGUGCGGUUUGUCUGCAGCAACAUCCCGACAAAAACAAGACAAUAGUUCAGCUCAUCGAUUUCGGCAAUGUAAUUGCAGUGGAGCAGAAAUUUAUUCGCACACUGCCGGAAACCCUUCAAUUUCCCUGUGUCGCACAUACGUGCAGGGUCAAGGAUCACACGAAAAUUCUAGCUACACUAGCGCGACAGCAAAAUGAGCUUGGCCAUCUGGUCGCGAAAGAGAUUGAAUUGGACGAGGGUAUCUACAAUUUGAAAUUCUAA